Messenger RNA from Staurois parvus, 487 nucleotides. NCBI's taxonomy places the organism in Eukaryota, Metazoa, Chordata, Amphibia, Anura, Ranidae. The record is from the annotation of a GenBank genome assembly.
AAAUCUGCUCAUCCAGAGGUCCCCUUUAGGAUGGAUGGGCUCCCUGGACCCUGCAUUCACUAUGUCCGGUCUCCCCGGACCCUGCAUUCACUAUGUCCGGUUUCCCCGGACCCUGCAUUCACUAUAUCCGGUCUCCCCGGACCCUGCAUUCACUAUAUCUGGUCUCCCCGGACCCUGCAUUCACUGUAUCCGGUCUCCCCGGACCCUGCAUUCACUAUAUCUGGUCUCCCCUGAUCCUGCAUUCACUAUAUCCGGUCUCCCCAGACCCUGCGUUCACUAUAUCCGGUCUCCCCAGACCCUGCAUUCACUAUAUCUGGUCUCCCCGGACCCUGCAUUCACUAUAUCUGGUCUCCCUGGACCCCGCAUUCACUAUAUCCGGUCUCCCCGGACCCUGCAUUCACUAUCUGGUCUCCCCGGACCCUGCAUUCACUAUAUCUGGUCUCCCCAGGCCCUGCAUUCACUAUAUACAGUCCCCCACAGAACAUGG